Triticum turgidum subsp. durum (durum wheat) is the source of this 4599-nucleotide messenger RNA. NCBI's taxonomy places the organism in Eukaryota, Viridiplantae, Streptophyta, Magnoliopsida, Poales, Poaceae. The record is from the annotation of a GenBank genome assembly.
AUGGCGGACUUCGCGCUUGGGUUAGCCAAGACGGCGGUGGAGGGGACCCUAAGCAGGGUCCAAUCCGCGAUCGAUGAAGAGGACAAGCAGACGAAGGCGGCACAGCAGGACCUGGUGUUCAUCACCGGGGAAUUACAAAUGAUGCAAUCCUUUCUUAACGUCGCCAGUAAGGAGCGUGUCAGGAAUGAAGUGGUGAGGACCUGGGUGCGGCAGCUCCGUAACCUGGCCUUCGAUGUCGAAGACUGCGUCGAGUUCGUUAUCCACCUGGAUAACGACUCGACCUGGAAUUGGGUGUGGCGCCUGGUGCCGUCCUGCAUGGCACCACCUGGGACUCGGGACCUGGACAUGGCGGUCGCUGAGUUGAAGCAACUCAAGGCAAGGGUCGAGGCGGUGAGCCAGAGGAACACCCGCUACAAUCUCAUAAUCGACUCUGGCUCCGGUCCCAUCUUACAGUCACCGGCAGAGCAGCUGGCCACCACCAGCCAAUCAACAAUUGACAUCCUGAUGAAGCUAUGGGAGGCCAAUGGGAGGCACCACGAUUUUUGCAACCUCCAAAAGUUGAUUACCAAGGAGGGCAAUGACCUUCAAGUAAUUUCUUUGUGGGGAAGUGCAGGAUCUGAUAUUGAGGGGACGCAGAUCAUCAAUAAGGCUUACUGCGACCCAAAAAUCUGCCAGAUAUUCAAAAGUCGCGCCUGGGUAAAGCUGAUGCAUCCAUUUAACCCUGAUGAGUUCCUCAAGAACUUGCGGACUCAGUUACAAGCUAGCUCUCGGUUCUGCCAAGCUGUUGUUUUCAAGGGCAAGACUUCAGAAGAUGAACCCAUGAAGCAAUGGACUGAGCAGAGAUAUCUGGUCAUCCUCGAAGGAAUACCCAGUGUUGUAGAGUGGGAUAUCAUCAGAAUGCACCUGCCAGACAAUAACAAUGGUAGCCGGAUCAUCGUGUCCACCAAGCAGAUAGGGGACGCGAUUUUUUUCACAGGGGGGCAAUACCGAGUAUCAGUGCUCAGAAAGCUCCUUGGUGGUCAUUAUCUUUUUGCAUUUUUUAAGAAGCGUUCAGGUCGUCGAAAUGUCAUGGGCGACCUUAUUCGGCUACUAAGUUAUCCUGGUGUGAUCUCUGUUUGGGGGACUGGUGAUGACAAAUCAACUCUCGUCAAAGAACUGCUCGACCUCAUACCUAACGGGAAUGAAGAAAUAUUAAACCCUCAAGAAGCAGAAGGUAUAUUCUGCCUAUGGGCUGAUGUGGCCCAUCCAUUCAGUUUGGAAGACUUCUACCUGAGCUUGUUGCAGCCGUUCCUUGAGGAUGAUACUGAAUCCGACCAGGAUAGGCCGGAUCGAUUGAUUCGUCGGUUUCUUUAUCAAAACAACAUCCGCCAGUGCCUGGUAGUUAUUAACGGUCUACAGUCCACCAAAGAUUGGCAGUUGAUAAAAAGUGGUUUCCAAGAGAUAGGUGUUAAAGGUUAUAUUAUCAUUGUAACGAAUGAUGAAAGUGUGGCCACAAGUUGUGUAGGUGAUGAAAAUCGUGUGUUCAACGUCAACGACGUGGCCCUUCAUCCUUCCAUGCAGAUCCAUGACUAUUUGGACGAACUCUUUUGGCGACUACGACAUCGUCAAGUGAUCUCCGUUUUUGGGGCUAGCGGUGACACAACAACAAUCUUAAAACAAGUGUACGACGGCAUAAAGCAUCAGCAUGUGGGAUUCAACGAGGUAGAACAUUUUAAGUAUUACGUAUGGGUGGACGUACCCGAUCCAUUCAAUGAGGAUGAAUUCCGUCUGCGCCUUUCCACGGGAUUGUUUCCGGAUGUACAUGAGAUCGAGGAGCUCGCUAGAAGACUUCGCUGUACUUUUUUAAACAAUUGCAUUUUCUUUAUAAAUGGUCUGCAAUCCAUGGAAGAGUGGGAGUUGAUAAAACCAUGCCUCUGCUUGAGGAGUAGAGGUCGUGUCAUCCUUAUUGCAAAUGAAGAAAGUGUGGCCAAACAUUUUGUGGAACGUCUGGAAGCCAACACCACCAUUCGUCCCUGGACAAAGGCCUCUGACUACUAUGGAUGUGGAGAUAACAAGAAGGCUUCUCGGAGUAUCUUUCUACCCGACAGAACACAAAUAACACUGUUCCCUAGGUCUCAAGAAGAGGUGUCUACAAAGAUCUUCAGAAACAUUGAUCGUACUGGGGUCACCUCAGUAUGGGGCAUUGCCGGUGUUGGGAAAUCAUAUCUCGUGAGAAAAAAAUACAACUAUCUAACCUCUCCUCUCUCUGAAAGGAGGUUUGCAUGGGUCGAUCUGCCAGAUGGUCCGUUUGAUUUGGUGAAAUUUUCUCGGCUCUUACUUCUGAAUUUCAAUCGAUGUGAUCUUAAAGCCAUGGAAGCUGCAGCAAUUGGUAUUAUGCAGGGACAGGACCCAAUUCAAAGGUGCCGUGAAAUUCUGCGGCAAGGCCAGUAUGUCGUCAUUAUUGAUGGUAUGCGGUCCACAUAUGACUGGGACUUGAUUGAAACUGUCUUUGUAUCCCAGUCUACUGUAGAAGCCACAAUAGUUGUCAUCACAACUGAAGAAAGCAUCGCCAAACAUAUUGUCAAGCAGCAGGCAGAUCAAAUGAUCAAUGUCAAAUGUCUAGAAGAUGAUGAGGCCUACGCUAUCUUCAAAAAGAUUAUUGAUCCCGAGGAGCUGGCUAGUCUAAAUGAAAAGGUGGACCUUGCAAAACUUGUGGCCAAAUGUGGUGGGCUUCCGAAAGUAGUGUUUGCUAUAGGCAAAGACUCAGGGUCAUUCUUGGAGCAUAUGGAUGAUGACUUUAUGCUCAAAUUGGAAACCAGGCCUCAGUUCCAUACUUUGAGCGGUCUAUUAUCUUGGAUGCAUUCCUAUUUUGAUGCUUGUUCAGAUUUGGUAAAGCCAUAUAUCUUCUACAUGUCUGUCUUCCCUGCAAGCAGCAAAAUUAGGCGAGGCCGUUUAUUCAGGAGAUGGAUCGCCGAGGGCUACUCCAGAGACUCACCGGGUUGUACCGCAAGGGAGAAUGCGCAAAAGCACUUGUCUGAGCUUGUUAAGUUGAGCAUAAUCCGGCAAGCAACAAGCAAGGACACUUGUCAAGUCAACGGUUUCUUCCAUGAAUACAUCAUCUCGCGGCCAAUGGGGGAUAAUCUUGUUUUUGCAUUGGAUGGUUGUUCCAGUCUAAACACGCAAGGCACGGGACAACACCUGACCAUAAUGGAAGACUGGCACAGGGACCAAACUGUGUUUGAGAGCAUUGACUUCGCACGGCUGCGGUCUUUGACAAUAUUUGGGGAAUGGUGUUCAUUCUUUAUCUCCGACAAGAUGAAGCGGCUUCGAGUGCUGGACCUAGAAGAUAUGAUAGCUGUUACAAAUGAUGAUAUUGAGCAGAUCUUUGUGAAGCUGUUGAGACUCAAGUUCAUCUCGCUACGAGGAUGCAAGAAGAUUAGUCACCUGCCGGAUACAUUGGGAGGGCUGAGGCAGCUACAGACUCUUGAUGUAAGAUUCACCGCCAUAGUCAUGUUGCCAUCUGCUAUCAUCAAGUUACAGAAGUUGCAAUACAUCUGUGCUGGUAGAGAUCAAGAUUGGACAUCGGCAUCAUUAGAAGACGGCGAUGGGCUCACAAGCCAACUACCAACAGCAACAUCACCAGAGAUAGAAGGUCGAGAUAGCAGCAUGUCUGCAGGUCAGCCAGCAGUAAAAACAUCUCCUGAAAAUGGCAUUUCCGUAAGCCCAGCACAGGCAGCAACAAUACCAAAAGCCAAGUUUCCACCUCGGUUGCCCAAGUUUCCACCUGUUACGUGGAGCUUGUGUGGGUCUGAGAGAAAGAAAGAGGCCCAACAUCAUAGUGCUGGUGUUGAAGUACCUGUAGGGAUUGAAAAACUUCCGGACUUGCAUACUGUUGGUGUGGUGAAUGUCAAUGCAGCAGGUGGGGAGGCCUUUCUGAAGAAGCUCAAAAUCCAAAAGCAAUUGUUCAAGCUAAGAGUGUGCGGCAUCAAUAAGAAAAACUGGCGGCUGCUGUGUUCUGCCAUCUCGGAACAUGGCAAUCUGAAAUCCUUGUCAGUGCGAUUCGAUGAUGAUUGCAUCGACGAUAGAUUCAAUCCACCCAAGACCCUAAAGAGCCUUAAGCUGUACGGGCCUAUAAGGAAAUUGCCGGUCACUAUCAAGGCUCUUGUCAAUCUCAAAAAGUUGGAUCUUGAGAUGACUAUUGCAAGGGCAGAUGACAUACACUUAUUCUUGAAAGAAAAAUUGCCACGUCAAGAUAUCCUAAAUCGCCUCUGCAUCAAGGUGCAAGAAGACCAUGAGCUAGAUUUUGACUCAUCGCAAUUCGACUACUUCGAUCAAGAUGAUAAUGAUUAUUUCCAUCCUCGGGUCCUCAAGAUGGAUUGCAGCUCAAAGAUAACUGUAAUUUUCAGAUGUAGCACAUUCGUUGAUGUUAAGGUGCUGUUCAUCCAGUGCUCUAAAGGAUCAUCUUUCAGGGUUUCUGGGAAAUAUGGGCUAAGCCCUCUAGAACAUCUCAAGACAGUUUGGCUUAAGGGUUCUUACAGCGACGAACAACAGGAGCACCUGAAGGAACUCGUUGGCCGUCAUUAUUGCAAGACAGCCAUACUGAAGUUGGAGCCACUGUAA